AUGCCUAACGUUACAGCUUCCGAUGGAUGGUGGUCUUUUGAGAAUGUCGGCCCUCUCACAACAACAUUCGCCCGGCCCACGAGCUGUUCCAUUCUUGAGCUUGGUCACAUGAGCAAUGGGAUUUUCUGGGGUAGAUUUGACGUUCAAUGUACUUCAUAUGACUCAGCCUGCUAUCCAGCCAUCACGACUGCAACAUCAUCCGUUGACCUUAGUGAAUUUGCUGGAUAUGGAGGGUACUUCUCGCCAGGUUUAUACUGCCCCUCUGGCUGGGCGACAGUCGGUGUAGCAGCCCGCGACGAGAACCAUUCGCUCAGCAAGUCGGGAUUCAUGACUACCUCGACGAGCAAGCAAGAAGCUGCAUUCGACUACCCGCAGACUCUCCUAGCCAGCAUACUGGAGCCUAGCCAGACUAUGGCUCUUUGCUGCCCGAGCUCGAUGACCCCAGAUGUCGGUGGUGCUUGCGUCUCCACUAUGCCGGACAUGAAGCCAACUUCGGGAUGUGUCGUCUACGAACAGUACCAAUGGGAGGGAACCGCUUCUCCUUUGUCGACCACGGUUCAACCCAGUCUGGUAACUUCUACGGAAACUAGGAGCGAAUACCUUUCCACUUUGACUGUUUACUCAUGGGCACCUAUGAUCACACUCUUGCACCAUCAAUCUGAUCUGGACUCGGCUGCCACUGGCACGUCUGAGUCUGGAGCCACGAGUACCGCUACAACUACGUCGAAUGCUGCAGGCAGAAUAGGCUCGCAGGGGUCGUGGGGUGGGUUGAGCGCUUCGCUUGGUCUCUCUGCUCUUGCGAUGGCUCUGGGAGCUAGUGUCAUUUUCAUGGCGUAA
Penicillium soppii is the source of this 837-nucleotide messenger RNA. RefSeq lists its product as uncharacterized. Bases 1 to 837 code for a protein of 278 amino acids. The record is from RefSeq and is a predicted model, not a curated record. NCBI's taxonomy places the organism in Eukaryota, Fungi, Ascomycota, Eurotiomycetes, Eurotiales, Aspergillaceae. The transcript has 2 exons.